Symphalangus syndactylus (siamang) is the source of this 1164-nucleotide messenger RNA. It is a transcript of the gene TEX35, whose product is annotated as testis expressed 35. NCBI's taxonomy places the organism in Eukaryota, Metazoa, Chordata, Mammalia, Primates, Hylobatidae. Gene Ontology annotation, cellular component: nucleus. The record is from RefSeq and is a predicted model, not a curated record.
ACAGUGGCCUGGUCCUGGGGGCUGUUGUGGGGAGUUGAAGAACACCCUGGCCUCCUCCAUCAUGUUGGCCAAGAGGGCAGAAUUGAAGAAAACACAUCUGCAGGGAGAGGGCUGCCUGCCAAAUAGGGGGACACACGCCCAUAGGAAGAGGACAGCACGACAAGAUAGCAAGAACUACAAGGCAGUUUGCCUAGAAUCGAAGCCAGAGCCGACCAAAGUAAGAAGCUCUUUUGAGGCCAUGCCAGCAGUCAGGCCUGAGAUCCGUGGGGAAGCAACCUGGAGUCAGGGGUCAUUUGCUGAUCCUAGUGGCCAAGAUUUGUCCCAGACAUUUGAUUACAAAGCAGUUAAACAAGAAGGGCGGUUUACCAAAGCAGGAGUGACACAGGACCUAAAGAAUGAACUCAGGGAAGUGAGAGAAGAGCUCAAGGAGAAAAUGGAGGAGAUAAAACAGAUAAAGGAGCUAAUGGACAAGGAUUUUGAUAAACUUCACGAAUUUGUGAAAAUUAUGAAGGAAAUGCAGAAAGAUAUGGAUGAGAAGAUGGACAUUUUAAUAAAUACACAGAAGAACUAUAAGCUUCCCCUUAGAAGAGCACCAAAGGAGCAGCAGGAACUCAGGCUGAUGGGAAAGACUCACGGAGAACCACAGCUCAGGCCCAAGCAAAUGGAUGGAGCCGGUGGAGCCGAUGGAGCACCCUGUGCUCUUCACAAGAAGACGAUGACACCACAAAAAACAAAACAGGGCUCACUGGAUCCCCUUCAUCAGUGCGGGACCUGCUGCGAGAAAUGUUUGUUGUGUGCUCUAAAGAACAACUACAAUCACGGGUUUCCUCUUCCUCCCUCCACCCCCAAAGGGAACAUUCCUUCAGAGCCCUCAGGCCUUUACAAAGGUGGAGAGGAGCCAGUGACCACCCAACCUUCUGUGGGCCACGCUGUGCCCGCCUCAAAGUCCCAGACUGAGGGAAGGUGAAACUUAACUGCCAGCUUGAAAUGAGAGUAAAGAAGACACAGAGCAAACAGUGUUGCAGAAAUUGUCCUGCCCUGGGUGUGAUCCUUUGGCUUCAAUUUGAAGGAGGAGGAAUGAUGGGAUCUCAUAUUUUAUUUCACACCAGUUCCUCCUUGUUUCAUCUCUUUGCUAAGCUGGCUGCUUCUACCAUCUAAUAAAUA